Ciona intestinalis (vase tunicate) is the source of this 1618-nucleotide messenger RNA. The record is from RefSeq and is a predicted model, not a curated record. Lineage: Eukaryota; Metazoa; Chordata; Ascidiacea; Phlebobranchia; Cionidae.
UCUUAUUUUUGAUUUGUUUAAGGUUGUGUAGGUUUCUACACUUUGUAUUUUGUUUAAAUUAUUAAUUUUGUUCAACUAUGUUUUCGCAGCUGACUUUGAUUGCCUUUUUGGGUCUAUUAUGCGCAAGUGCAAAUGCUGGCGGUUCCCUUAGCGAUGUGAAGUCAGAUUGGGGGUACGUGGAUGUACGUACUGACGCACAUAUGUUCUGGUGGUUGUUCUUUCAUGAUGUGUCAUACCAACCAGCAUUCUUGCCACCACUUGACGAAGUACCUGUGAUUUUGUGGCUACAGGGUGGACCUGGAGCAUCUGGAACUGGCUAUGGAAACUUUGAAGAACUCGGACCACUUGAUUUAAAUUUGAACAGACGAGAAACAUCAUGGACUGGUCUUGGUCAUGUCUUGUUUGUUGACAACCCAGUUGGAUCAGGAUUCAGUUACGUCAGCAACUCCAAUGCCUACACAACCGACAUUGAUCAGAUAGCAGCUGAUAUGGUUACUUUGUUGAAAGGAUUCUAUACCGCACAUCCUGAGCUAAUGGCAAAUCCUUUCUACAUCAUGUGUGAGUCCUAUGGAGGCAAAAUGGCUGCAGCUACAUCACUAGCCAUCAGCCAGGAAAUGGAAGCAGGCACCUUCAAUAUCAACCUGCAAGGAACUGGUCUCGGUGAUAGUUGGAUUUCACCCAUGGACGCUGUCAAUACAUGGGGACCAUACUUGUAUGAAACUGGGCUGCUAGAUGACGCAGGUCUGACGGCUGUGAACAAUGCUGCAGCUGCAACUCAAUCUGCAGUUGAUGCAGGCAACUGGGUUCGGGCGACUAACCUUUGGAGUCUUACUGAGUCUGUGAUUAUGCAACGCACCGACAACGUUGAUUUCUACAACAUUCUCUCUCCCCAUCACGCAACAACUUCCAGAAGUCAACAGAGGAAUGUCAGCACGCUGGUAGACCCAGAACUAGCUGCCGGUUACUCCAUCCAUGUUAAUGCGUACCAACCCGACCCACUUGAUGUUUUGAUGAACGGAGAAGUGAAGACUUAUCUCGGCAUCCCAGCAUCAGUAACAUGGGGUGGACAAUCCAAUGAUGUCUUUUCAGCUCAAAGUGGAGACUUCAUGAAACCAGUCAUUGACACUGUUGAUCAACUGGUUGAUACUGGAAUGAAAGUUGUUGUCUACAACGGUCAACUGGAUCUUAUCGUUGAUACACCAGGCCAAGAAUUGUGGGUGAAGAGAAUGGCUUGGAACAGAUUAAGUGAGUUUAUGAGCCAAUCGUGGAAACCAAUGUAUGCUUAUCAUGGCCAAGACACUGGUGGUUAUUCCAAGAAAUUGGAUAACUUUGAGUUCUGGUGGGUGCUGAAAGCUGGCCACAUGGUACCUGCUGAUCAAGGAGAGUUCAUGCUGUAUCUGCUGCACGACAUGAUCACUGCAUAGGAACUGGUUCAAUUAUCAUGAGUUAUUUAAUUGUUUUUCAUAUGAUUUUGGGGAAUUUUAUCCCCAUGUGCCAAACAGAAAUUUUAAUUACUAUGUAUUAUCUAAGAAAUUAUAGUUAAAAUUAUUACACUUAAAUUUUAAAAUCACAGUUUUAUGUUGACGGAUUGUUGCAAUAAAUCACUUUCAAAAUGCAU